CGACAUAACCCAAUCGUUUUGGUCAGCAACAAUGGCACUCCUGGAGAUUGGACCCGUCAAGCCCAAGCGAAAUAAGCUACCUGAGGAUCUCGGUAAGAUGGAUGAGGCCACGCUGCUAGAACAUAUAACCACGACAUCGGUCCGAUUGUACCAAGAUCAGCCAAAAUCACUCCAGGUGGAGGCGGUUUCGUCGCUCGUUCAAGGGAAACAUACGUUUGUUCGUGCUGGGACGGGCUUUGGCAAGACUAGAAUAUCUGAGAUGUAUUUUGGGUUAUUCGAUAAGAAGGUCGUGGUCCUGGUGUUGGUGCCUUUGGACUCUUUAGGAGAUGACCAGGUACGAGAGAAGAAGCUUGUCAACAUAUCCGCAAUAAAUUUGAACAAGAUGACGUUGAAUCGGGCCUCUAUACAAAAGAUCAAGCAAGGGAAAUUUAGCUUUGUGUAUCUUAGCCCAGAAGUCUUUCUAAACAGUUCGUUAUUCACCGAGCUGUUUUUUAGCGAAGAAUUCCAAGCAGUUCUGGCAUUGAUCGUUGUGGACGAGGCCCACAUGGUCUACCUGUGGGGUCUUGUGGCUUCAAAACAAAGCAAAACUCUGAUCAUUUUUGCUCGACUGGAGGACCAAGCAAUCUUUCGGCCGGCAUACGGGCAUAUAGGGACUCGUCUGAUGGCAACAGACAAUGUACCGCUUCUGCUCCUCUCAGCAACCUGCCGUCCGGAGGCGGUUUCAGCAAUCACAACAAGCUUGAUGUUGCAGCCCACUGAGCUGACAAUGGUUGACGGGGAACUCACGCGACCAGAAAUCAGGUUUAUUCGGAUCUAUAUGGAUUCAACACUCAGUUCAUGUGAUGAUUUGUUGAGAAUCUUUGCACCCCAAUCAACGACUCGGGCAGAAGAUGCGGUGCCAAUGAUCAUUUAUUCAGGCACUCGGAACCGUACUUUUCAGGUGAUGAAAGUGGUGAAUGAGGCGCGGGAAACCAAGAGGCACGAGUACGACCCGAAGGACGGUUUCAUACGUCGAUACCAUGCGGUCACCGGGGAUCAGGACAAAGAGGGCACUAUCGGCGACUUUGGCAAAGGGUCGGUCCCGGUAAUCUCGGCAACAAUGGCACUGGGGCUUGGGCAGAACCUGAAGCGGGUGCGGUGUGUAAUCCAUAUGGGGCGAGGGGAUCCGGCCGCGAUUGUACAAAUGGUUGGUCGAUGCGGGCGAGAUGGGAAUGUGGGGCUGGGCAUAUUGUUCAUGGAGCCCACCCGGAAGAAUGGCCGGAAUAGUAUCAGCGACUUUGUGGAUCAGACGCAUCAGGAUGAUGAUGCCCGCAUGGAUGCACUUGCAGUGACCAAGUGCUGUUUGAGGAUAGCCCUCACAUUGGAUAACAAGGCUGGAUACAUACCACUCUCAGAUGAGGACCCCAAGGCCAUGGUGGAACGUGCUCGAGAGAAUAGGCUAGGUUUUGCCAAGUGCAAAUGUUCGAAUUGCCUCCCUGCUGAGGCCGAUGCAUUGAUCAAUGUCAUUCAACAAGCAAAUGUCGCAAACUUUGACGCACUGCUCAAUGAUCCGUACUCAUUGGAAAAGGAUCCCAGAAUUGUAACAAAAACACGGAAGCGGAAGAUGGCGACACCGAAGGGGACAUGUUCCUACCCACAAAGUUUGGUCAAUGAUCUAGUUGAGCAUCUGUUACAUCAGUUUGAUGUAUUCUACUACAAUCACUUGGGACCUCAUGCGGAAUUCCCGGCGGAUGUCUUCUUUGGCGAGGUACAAGCCCGAUCAAUUGUGGGAUCAAUUGAUCAAGUUAUCUCAGCGAUGGAUGAAGACUUGGCGGUGAUUGAGAAACUCAUUGGGGGCCAAUGUUUUAGCGGUCAGCUGGCAGCCAUCCGAUUAUCUAUCAAGGACUGGAUGGAGGGUGACUGCUACCUAUUACACCUUGGGCAAGCCGACAGACUGGACCGAUUCAUUGAGGAGGAGGGCAUCCGGGUCCGCCAGGCAAUGGCUGAGGAGUUGGCAAGGCUCCAAGGCCUGGCUGAAGCCAAAAGGGCUGCUGACAAAACUCACAAGGCAGCGUUUAAGGCGGCUGAGAAGGCUCGGGUGGCACAAGAAAAAGCGGAUAGGCGACUCGCUGUGGCAGAAGAUAAGGCUUGGGAGAAACAACUCAUGGCUGCGGAAAAGCAGGCAGAGAAGACCCGACUUGCCGAGGAGAAGCGCGCGGCAAAGACCAGGGCCACUCGUGAUCGGGCGGCAGCGAGGAAAGCCAAGAAGGAUGGCAUGGGGCAGGCGAACAACGAGUUGGGGCCUCAAGGGCCAGGGUUAGUGCAAGAAGCUCAUGGCCCAGCUCUGGGGCUUGGGACUGGGGAUUGCAUCCCGAUGGUUACAAACUCAAAUCAAGGGGAAACUCGGUUGGAUUUGAGGCACUCAAAACGGGCACAAGGGGACGAGACAAACAAGAUUGAUGAAGAAGAAAAGCUGAGAGUCUUUGCCAAUCGUCGGGCCAAUGCAGAUGCGAAGCGAGAGUUCGACAGCACAAUGAAAGCCAAUGGGAUCCGCCGCCGCCGUCAGGAUGUCAAGAUGAAGCUAUUGGGAGCCCAGGCCAAACGAGAAAAACGCGGGCAAUUGCAUACUGCAAAGGUGUUGAGGACGGGUCAGUUGAAUGCGGAGAUUGAUUCCAUGAGGACGGACUUGCUUCGUGGAGGGGCCUUACCUGAUCAGUCUUCAUCUGGUUCAUGA
This is a messenger RNA of Puccinia graminis f. sp. tritici CRL 75-36-700-3, 2713 nucleotides long. RefSeq lists its product as uncharacterized. Lineage: Eukaryota; Fungi; Basidiomycota; Pucciniomycetes; Pucciniales; Pucciniaceae. Gene Ontology annotation, molecular function: four-way junction helicase activity; 3'-5' DNA helicase activity; nucleic acid binding. The record is from RefSeq and is a predicted model, not a curated record. Bases 32 to 2713 code for a protein of 893 amino acids. Gene Ontology annotation, cellular component: chromosome; cytoplasm. Gene Ontology annotation, biological process: double-strand break repair via homologous recombination. The transcript is spliced from 4 exons.